AUGGCGGAGCAAGGGAACGAGCAGAGGGAAGAGGAGAACCAACGCCUCGACGCUGCCAUCGCAGCCAAGCAAGAGCAACUCGCGGCACUGCAGCACCAGGUCGAGCAGCGCGAAAAACGCCUGGCCGCCCUCGAACUCCGGCUUCAACUCGUCGAGGGGGCGGAGCAGCCGGCCAAGUCCGCCGCCGCGGGCCAGGGGCAGGGCACCAGGGUGGUCAGGCUCGACGUGGGCGGGCGCCACUUCACCACGAGCCUCGCAACCCUCACCUCGGAGGCCGACUCCAAGCUGGCGGCCAUGUUCGACCACCACGAGCUCGAGCCGCAGGGCACCAACGACGGUCGCGUGUUCAUCGACCGCGACCCCGUCACGUUCGCGCUCAUCCUCGACUGGCUGCGCACCUCCGACCCGCCGACGGGCCUGAGCGCGGACCUGGAGCGGCGGCUCCGGCGCGACGCCGCCCACUACGGCCUUGCGCGCCUG
This is a messenger RNA of Acanthamoeba castellanii str. Neff, 480 nucleotides long. RefSeq names its product K+ channel tetramerization subfamily protein. The annotation marks the transcript as partial. The record is from RefSeq and is a predicted model, not a curated record. The transcript has a single exon. Lineage: Eukaryota; Discosea; Longamoebia; Acanthamoebidae. Gene Ontology annotation, biological process: protein homooligomerization.